UUAACUGGCGUAACUUCCGGUAGAACUUCCUUUUUCACCGUAGCGCGACGAGAGGAGCGAGCCGCUAAAAUGAGUAAGGUCUCCAGGGAUACGUUGUACGAAGCGGUGAAGGAGGUUCUGCAAGGCUCUUUGACCAAGCCAAGGAAGUUUGUGGAGAGUGUGGAGCUGCAGAUCAGCCUCAAAAACUAUGAUCCCCAGAAGGACAAGCGUUUCUCCGGCACUGUCAGGCUGAAGACUCUGCCCAGGCCUAAGUUCUCUGUGUGUGUCCUGGGAGACCAGCAGCAUUGCGACGAAGCCAAAGCUGCCGAGCUUCCCCACAUGGACAUCGAGGCUCUGAAGAAGCUAAACAAGAACAAAAAGCUUGUCAAGAAACUCGCCAAGAAGUACGAUGCCUUCCUGGCCUCCGAGUCUCUGAUCAAGCAGAUCCCUCGUAUCCUGGGUCCUGGACUGAACAAGGCCGGCAAGUUCCCCUCCCUGCUCACCCACAACGAGAACCUGAACACGAAGGUGGACGAGGUUAAAUCCACCAUCAAAUUCCAGAUGAAGAAGGUGCUCUGUCUGGCUGUGGCUGUUGGACACGUGAAGAUGACAGAGGAUGAGCUCGUUUACAACAUCCACUUGGCUGUCAACUUCCUGGUGUCCCUGCUGAAGAAGAACUGGCAGAACGUGCGUGCUCUCUACAUCAAGACCACCAUGGGCAAACCCCAGCGCCUCUAUUAAAUACAGCUUUUCUAUGAAUAAAAGUGGAGAUGCUCCAAAGCCUUUGCUUGUCCAAGUGAUUUUAUUUUGGGGUCAGAUUGACUUUUCAAAGCUUUAUGAAUUGAUAAACUAUAUUUAUAUACAUUUAUAUAUGU
Menidia menidia (Atlantic silverside) is the source of this 854-nucleotide messenger RNA. Lineage: Eukaryota; Metazoa; Chordata; Actinopteri; Atheriniformes; Atherinopsidae. The record is from the annotation of a GenBank genome assembly.